This is a messenger RNA of Fraxinus pennsylvanica, 975 nucleotides long. The record is from the annotation of a GenBank genome assembly. Lineage: Eukaryota; Viridiplantae; Streptophyta; Magnoliopsida; Lamiales; Oleaceae.
AUGGUGGACUAUGAAUGGGGGAACCCAUCAUCGAUCAUGCUUUCUGGUGAAGAGACGGCCCAAGAUUCUAACCAAAACGGAAAGAUUUUUGACCCAUUCGGCACUCAUAACUUCACGAUGGAAGUCAACACUUUUGUUAACCCUAAUGAAUUCUCCACCGUCACUCCUCACAACCACCACCACCACCCCCACCCGUUUCACCACCCAUAUACUGACACCCAUUUGACUAAUUUCUAUGACCCACGCUCUUAUGGAACUUCUGCAUCAUCGUACCCGAAUCCGCAUGCACCACAGGCUUCAAUGCUCACUCUUGAACCAACCGGUCCAACUGGGUUCAUGAUGGUGCCCAAGAGUGAGACGGUUGCUGGUGGGUUCGAGUAUAACACCAGCAAUAGUAGGAUUGGGCUUAAUUUGGGAGGGAGGACUUAUUUUGCGUCCUCCGAGGACGAUUUUGUGAACCGGCUCUACCGCCGGUCCAGGGUAAUGGAGCUCGGCUCAGUCAAUCUCCCAAGAUGCCAAGCUGAAGGUUGCCACGCGGACCUUACUUACGCAAAACACUACCACCGCCGUCACAAGGUGUGUGAGUUCCACUCCAAGGCCGCUACUGUCAUCGCCGCUGGGUUGACUCAGCGAUUCUGCCAACAAUGCAGCAGAUUCCAUCUCCUUUCGGAAUUCGACAACGGGAAGAGGAGUUGCCGGAAAAGAUUGGCUGACCAUAACCGGCGUAGGCGAAAAUCCCAGCAACCAAGUCAAGAACCCAGCAACAAGUCUCUACUGGACAUUGCACCAAAUUCUUCAUCUGAAAACUUUGCAAGGUCUCCACCUGAUUCUGGGACUCAUUCUUCAUUGGUCACCGUUGCAAUUUCACCUCCAAGAAUUUCACUGGAUUUUAGCCAAAGAUCAUAUCAGGGUUUCUUAUUAUUUGCUCUAAAGAGAGAUCAGAUCGAUUUACAGUUGAAUCGUUAUCGUAUGUAA